AUGACAAGGCCAGUGGAGGAGUCCCGCGACCGCGAGGGUGUCUCCAAAAGGCAUCACUCUUUUCCCUCUUCGUCUCUCAUCUCACUCUCUCUAUAUUCCUCGUUCCUCAUGACGAUUCACGCACUCUCUCUCCCUUUUGAUCAAACUCGUCGAGAGAGAGGGAUGGAUGGUGAAUCAGCGGAAGGUGGUGGAGUGAGGGGCAGAGAGACGCCAACCAGGAAAAGGGGGACCGUCGAACUUGCAGGCGAGAGAAGGUACAAAGGGAUUAGGAUGAGGAAGUGGGGCAAGUGGGUCGCCGAGAUUCGAGAGCCCAAUAAACGCUCUAGGAUUUGGCUCGGUUCCUACUCCACUCCCGUCGCGGCGGCGCGGGCUUACGACACCGCCGUUUUCUAUCUCAGGGGACCAUCGGCCCGGCUUAAUUUCCCGGACCUUCUGGAAGACGGCGGGGUUGGCGGAUGCGACUGCGACAUGUCGGCGGCUUCGAUUCGGAAGAAGGCGACGGAGGUUGGUGCCAGAGUCGAUGCGCUUCAGGCCGCUCUCCUCCAUCACCACCAUGCCUCGGUGGCGCCGGAGCUCAUCUCACGCAGCGCAGUCUCCGGAGCGGGCUCCGGGGGGUUUUUGGAGGGGGUUGAUCUUAACAAGAUGCCAGAACCCGAGAAUUCGGACUGCGACUACGAGUGAGAUGGGAAGCAGACUAGAAGCAGUAACCUAUUCUGCUAACAUUCAGCAUGAAGACAGAGGGCCGAUGGCUGAUGAAGCCCUCCUCAUCACCUCCUGGUCCUGGCUAGCGUUUUCUUCCAUGCCGAAGAAAUUUUGGUGUCGUUAGAAGAGUUGUUAAAUGUAAAUUAACUAAUUAGUAAUUAAUUAGCCUUCUUCUAUUUCGACGAUGGUUUUCGUUGUUGAAGAUGUUAGCAGCUUCUUGUCUCUUGAUGUGUGAAGAUUUGUUGUGGCUGAAUGUGUGAGUUUGGAAAUUAGGAUUCGCGGGUUGAGAAGAGGGGACAGGAGUGGCCUACAAGAGGGGGAGAAGGAGCCAUGUUACCCACUAAAGUGAUAACUACUAAAAGAGAAGCGAUAAGACCGAGAGAGUUAGGUGUUUGUUUUUCUCGUUGCGCUGUAGAUUCACAGUGCCAGUGGUCGCUGCUUCUGCUUCUGUUUUUCUUUGGGGAGGAUAACGACGCUGAUGGGGUCGCCUCAUCGGUUUUGUCGCCCUUCUCCUCCUAAUUCAACUUGCAUCUCACCAUUAACCAUAAGAA
Molecule: messenger RNA, 1253 nt
Organism: Neltuma alba
Lineage: Eukaryota; Viridiplantae; Streptophyta; Magnoliopsida; Fabales; Fabaceae
Product: ethylene-responsive transcription factor ERF011-like
Exons: 2
Coding region: 1-681 (226 amino acids)
Biological process (GO): regulation of DNA-templated transcription
Molecular function (GO): DNA binding; DNA-binding transcription factor activity
Source: RefSeq, a predicted model, not a curated record